AUCACCUUCUUCAACUUCAUUGGAAUGGCUACCAAUGAUCAGUCUUCGGCUAUUGAUGCUGUUCUUGCAGCAUUAGAUACACUAUACAAAAACCCAGAUAAUUCAGCCAAACAACAAGCAAAUACAUGGUUACAAAACUUUCAAAAAACUCCAGAAGCAUGGCAAACGGCUAAUGCUUUACUCCUCUCGCAGGAUUUACCUGUAGAACCUCGUCUGUUUGCUGCACAAACUUUCAGAGUCAAAUCAACAUAUGACAUCGACCAGAUACCAAGAGAAACUUUGCCAAGCUUAAGGGCUACCUUGAUCACUGCUUUACAAGCAUACAAAUCCGGACCAAAGGUUAUCCAAACCCAAAUCUCUCUUGCGCUUUCAGGACUUGCUCUACAGCUUCGUGAUGGUGAAGACCCAGGAUGGGGUGAUCAUGUGGUACGAUCAAUGAUUGAUACAUUCGGUAAAGACCCUAGCGAUGUCGGUACCCUUUUGGAAUUUUUGACAGUGUUACCGGAAGAGGUGAACAUGAACCAGAGAAUACCAGUCGACAGAGAGCACUACAAUACAAGAACAGUAUCGCUCCUGCAAACGCCUGCAAGAGAUGUUCUGGAGGUCUUGUCGGUAUACAUCCAAGCACAAGGCUUAACAGAAGCUAUACAAGCUUCCGUCUUUGCAUGCUUGGCUAGUUGGCUAAAAUCAGGCGAGAUUGAUAUUCACACUUUGAUGCAAACGCCUUUGUUCACAAUGAGCUUUGACUGCUUGACAAACGAGCAGCUAUUCGAUGGAGCAGUUGACGUCGUUUGCGAUAUCAUCAACGAAACACAAGAAGUUCAAGAUAAUCAAGAAGCAAUACAGCUGAUUAUCGCCAGAUUACUACCUCUGCGACCGGAACUACAACAAGCAAUCAGUGAUGGAGAUGACGAUAAAGUACGUGGACUAUGUCGUGUCUUUGUGCAAGCGGGAGAGGUAUACCAUUCUCUCAUGAUACCACACAAAGAUGCAUUCUUCCCCAUUGCAGAGGCUAUCUUUGCAUGUGCGGCAUAUUCCGAUUUGGAUAUCGUUCAAAUCACUUUCCGAUUCUGGUACUUCCUGACAGGUGAUCUGCAGAGAUAUGGCGACGAAGAGAAUGCUUAUGCGUAUGCUUCGAUCUAUCAGCAGCUAUUGGAAGCAAUCAUUAAGCAUCUACGAUUCCCCGACGAGAUGGAGAGCUGGUCGGGUCAAGAGCGAGAUGAUUUCAAGUCGUUCAGGCAUUAUAUGGGUGAUACGCUGAAAGACUGUUGUCAAGUGUUGGGAUCACAGACCUGUCUAGCCAGAAGUCUAGGCAUGAUUCAAGACGUUUUGACAAAUGCACAAGGAGGUAGUGCUAAAUGGCAAGAUGUAGAAGCACCUCUUUUCUCUAUGAGAGCGAUGGGAGCAAAGGCCGAUCCUCGAGAUAACGAAAUUUUACCGCAAAUAAUGGCCAUCAUUCCCGAAUUACCAAGUCACCCAAGACUAACAUAUGCCGCACUUCUUGUGAUUUCGCGCUAUACGGAAUGGGUCAAAUAUCACCCCGAUAGGAUACCAAUGGUAUUGAGUUACAUCUCUGCAGGCUUCCAGACGGCUGAUCUGGAUGUGACUGCAGCUGCAGCACAGGCAUUCAAGUAUCUCGGAGAGGAUUGCGAUGUCGAAUUGGCUCCAUUCUUGCCUCAAUUGUUUGAAUUCUACCAGGCAAUCGUUGAAAGGGUAGAUCCGCAAGAUGGACGUAGUAUCGCAGAGGCAAUCGGCUACGUGAUUGCUGCACUACCUGUUGAACAGGCAACAGAACCUUUGAUGCAAUUCACACAACCACUGCUGCAGAGCUUGUCAGCCGUUGCAAAUGCAGAGCCAAGCAGUGUGGCAAGAGCCGAUCUGCAGAAAGCAGCUGAUCGAAUGGAGCAACUUGACGCUAUGCUCAAGCCUGUUGGUAGCAAGAUUAAACCUUCCACUCUACCUCCCACCUGCUCUGCAACUUGCCAACAAGCAUUUGAUAUAAUUGAUACCAUUCUAGUGAAGCAUGGAUCGACAUUCUUUGUCACAGAACGAGCAUGCGAGCUACUAAGGAGAGGUUUGGCUUUCUUUGAUUUCCUUGCGAUUCCAGUCGUACCGGCACUAUUGGAACGAAUGGCAAACUCGUUUGAGUUGACGGGCUUCCCUUCGUUCAUAUGGAUAACAGGAAAGACGAUUGACACAUUCGGACAAAGACCGAUGGGAACGGCAUUUGAACGGAUAAGCGUAAAGGUAAACGAGAUGAUCAGUUCUGCAGGGGAAAGCGGAAAAUCGAUCAUUGAUAUGCCAGAUGUCAUUGACGAUUAUAUCCAUACCUGUGCAGCCGUUGCAGAGGCUUUGCCUGGGCAAUUAUUCCUCUCUGGCGCCUUUCCAGCCUCUUUCAAAAUUGCGGUGACUUGCUUGCAACAGAUGUAUCAGAUUUCGAUCCUGAACGCAAUUGUAGAUUACAUCCGUAUCGUUGUGGGUCAUGAUGCUCUGGAACAGAAUGCUGGAAACGGCUUUUCUCAAUCGCAUAACCAACUUGACCCUCAAGUGGCUUCGCAAUAUGCCAACGCAAUUCGUUCCGUUUUGCAUGAGCAAGGAGCCGCUUUGGUAAGUGCAUUGCUACAAGGUACAGUAACAACUUUUGAACCUGAAGCAUUGCCAGAUACGACGAUCGUUUUGCGCUUGUUGGCGGUCAAUGUGACUGGAUUCCAAGCCCUUCAAUCUUGGUUUGCAGCAGGAUUGGCGGGAAUUAAUGAUUCCGUCAUUCCACAAACGGAAAAGCAGAAAUGUAUGACGACUUUAUCGCAAGGCGAGAGCAACUCGAUCAAACCUGCAUUGCAAGGUAUAUAUGCUGCUUCAAGGAAAUCACGAGAAAGAGACCGUCUGGACAGACAAUCAAAUCUGCUGGAUCAGUGA
Molecule: messenger RNA, 2916 nt
Organism: Meira miltonrushii
Lineage: Eukaryota; Fungi; Basidiomycota; Exobasidiomycetes; Exobasidiales; Brachybasidiaceae
Product: ARM repeat-containing protein
Exons: 2
Coding region: 25-2916 (963 amino acids)
Biological process (GO): protein import into nucleus
Cellular component (GO): cytoplasm; nuclear membrane
Molecular function (GO): small GTPase binding
Source: RefSeq, a predicted model, not a curated record